Molecule: messenger RNA, 534 nt
Organism: Elgaria multicarinata webbii
Lineage: Eukaryota; Metazoa; Chordata; Lepidosauria; Squamata; Anguidae
Product: ferritin heavy chain B-like
Exons: 4
Coding region: 1-534 (177 amino acids)
Biological process (GO): iron ion transport; intracellular iron ion homeostasis
Cellular component (GO): cytoplasm
Molecular function (GO): ferrous iron binding; ferric iron binding
Source: RefSeq, a predicted model, not a curated record
AUGGCUUCUUCUCAGGUACGUCAGAACUUCCAUGCAGAGUGUGAGGCUGCUGUGAACCAACUGGUGAAUUUAGAGUUGUGUGCUAGCUACGUGUACUUGUCCAUGUCCUGCUACUUUGACCGUGAUGAUGUUGCCCUGCCCCAUGUGGCCAAGUUCCUGAAGGAGCAGUCCCAGGAAGAGAGAGAACAUGCAGAGAAGUUUCUGAAAUACCAGAACAAGCGAGGGGGGCGUGUUGUGCUGCAGGACAUCAAGAAGACACAUCAGGAUGAGUGGGGCAGCACCUUGGAUGCCCUGAAAAGUGCCCUGGAUCUGGAAAAGAAGGUGAAUCAGGUUCUGCUGGAUCUGCACAAGCUGGCAACAGAGAAGGGAGACCCUCAGCUGUGCGACUUCCUGGAGUCUGAAUACCUGGAGGAGCAAGUGAAGGCCAUCAAGCUUCUGGGAGACCACCUCACCAACCUGCAGCGCCUGGGGGUGCCCCAGAAUGGCAUGGGGGAAUACCUGUUUGACAGGCUCACCUUGGGGAAGAGUAGCUGA